Messenger RNA from Larimichthys crocea (large yellow croaker), 1889 nucleotides. RefSeq names its product protein shisa-4. The coding region runs from base 16 to 942 and encodes 308 amino acids. The record is from RefSeq and is a predicted model, not a curated record. Lineage: Eukaryota; Metazoa; Chordata; Actinopteri; Sciaenidae. The transcript is spliced from 5 exons.
CAUCAUGACGGAAAGAUGGGCGGAUCCUGCUCGCUCGCUCGCAGUCUUGUUGUCAGACAGUCUGUGCAGCAGCCGCCGCUCGUCGGGUCAGUAACAGUCGGAGGAGAGUCCAACGUUUUCCUGACUGAACCAGGAGUCUUGGAAGUAGCCAUGGCGUCAGGCCUGUCCGGUGUCGUUGUGUUGGUUUUAUGUGUGACCUUGGCUCCCUGUGUGUCUGCGGGCAGUAAGAACUGUCAGUCCUACACAGAUAUAACCGGCGAGUACCACUCAUCUAAGUCAUGCUGGAUUGGAUUUUGCUGUGGUACCUGCAGCAACAGAUACUGCUGUCAAGAUACUUUUAUGCGUCUUUCAGAGGAUCAACAAGAGGACUGUGAAGUUUUUAACUUUCACUCACCAAUGCCCAUGAUCCUCGGUAUCAGUGGCUUUGCCGCCAUUUUGCUCAUCUUCAUCUGCUGCUGUGUCUGUCCCUGCUGCUGCCUGUACAAGAUGUGCCGCAAGCCGAGACCUGUGAUAGCUACCACCACCCACACCACAGUGGUCACCAACGCUCCUCAGCAGUACCCCCAACAGCCAACUGCAGUACCUGGACCGCCUCAUUCCUACCAGGGCUCCCAGUAUCCGCAGUACCAGCCAGUACCCGUCCAGCCGGGUUACGGAGCCCAGCCCAUGCUCCAGGGCUACGGAGCUCAGCCCAUGGCACCAUCACCCUACCAGGGACAACCUUUCACACCAGGACCCCCACCAACAUAUCAGGAAGCCACCGGUCCUUACCCUCCUGAGCCAAUGCCUUACAGCCAGGCCGCAUACGCCCCCGGACAGCCAUUGUACCCUCCGCAGCCUCCCGUCCAGCCACAGCCCAACGCUCCACCCGCACGUCCAGACUACCUAGCCCAGCCAGCAUACAACCCAGAUUUUGUUGCACCGCCACCCAAGACUGGAUAAUGGACCACAGUACUAUACUCUCAGUCACUUUAAAUGUACUGCAACAUUUUCAAAUUAGGCAGAACUGAAAAGGUGUAAUUUGAACCAAGAUGAGAAUUUAUUUCUGAGCGUAUCGAUUGUCGUGUGUUUUUGGAGGUCAAAUAUGAGAAACAUUUGUAAUUGUUGUAGUGCAUCUGUUCUGUUGACGAGUUGCCAGGUGAAAAUGUUGAUUGGCUCUCAUUGCAUGGACUUACAGCAUACAACUGGUGAGAUUGUUUAUUUUUUGUUUGUUUUUGUUUGUUUUUUAUUUCCUAGUGGCUCCAUCUUAGUCAUCUUGGUAAAUUACACACAAAACCACUGAGUCUGAUUUUAAAGAGUAAUGGUAUUAAUGUUUUGAUAUUUUCCAGCCUUCUGAAAAUGCCUCAACAAUGCCUCCCUCCUAGUCACUGUCUAUAUUGUGCACUGGCCGAACUUGCCUGACCCACCUGAUUGUAGUCAGUGGUCAAACUUUGGAGGAGUUUUUGAUGGUGGCAGCCUUUGUUGCUUUCAGACCGAUAAAGUGCUUUGAACCAUUUUUCAUUUACUUUCUCAUGUUCCUUAGUCGCUGGUGUUUCGGAAGGCAGUUAUUGCUUUUUAUGUUACCUGGGAAGUCCAAAAUGUGUAAUCAUUCACACAUAAGGAUUCAUGAUUACGUCCGUGAAAUACAUGCCACCGUCAGUUGACUACUGAUAAGCAGAGGGCAACGCCCGUGCCACACUGCCUGCCUCUACUUGUGCAUGACGGCUCCCUCGCUUCACGUGGUGCAGUACACAGUCAGACUUAAAACAUGUUUUUAUUUUUACUGAAAUGUGACAUUCAGAUGUGGUAAAUCUAGACAGAAUUGUAAUGUUGCUCAUCUGAUGUCAACAUGGCUAGCAGCAGAUUGCUUUUCCUGUCAGUUUCUUUUUCCCCACAUGCAAAUAAGGUCA